Molecule: messenger RNA, 854 nt
Organism: Leptopilina boulardi
Lineage: Eukaryota; Metazoa; Arthropoda; Insecta; Hymenoptera; Figitidae
Gene: Ppcdc
Product: phosphopantothenoylcysteine decarboxylase
Exons: 3
Coding region: 151-747 (198 amino acids)
Biological process (GO): coenzyme A biosynthetic process
Cellular component (GO): phosphopantothenoylcysteine decarboxylase complex
Molecular function (GO): FMN binding; phosphopantothenoylcysteine decarboxylase activity
Source: RefSeq, a predicted model, not a curated record
AAAAAAAAAAAUUACAAAAGACUUAUUUUUAUCAACUGAUCGCAUUCCCUCGACUUUUACAUUUGUCUCGUUGCCACUGCCAACAAAGAGAACACAGCUUUUAUUGUUUUUUUUUCAAACCAAAGUGUUUCCAAAUAUCGAAAAAAAAGUAUGGCAGGCACGUCGCGAAAGAAAAUUUUAAUUGGCUGCACGGGUAGUGUAGCGACAAUAAAAUUGCCUCAACUUGUGGAGAAAUUGUGGCAACAUAAUCUCGAUAUACGAGUUGUCGUUACUGAGAGGGCCAAACAUUUUCUGAAGGAAGCACAACUUCCUCAUGGGACGCAGGUGCUUUCUGAUACUGUGGAAUGGGCGGCUUGGCAAGAUCGUGGCGAUCCUGUUUUGCAUAUUGAUCUCGUCAAGUGGGCCGACCUUUUCUUGAUUGCGCCAUUAGAUGCCAAUACGCUCGGCAAACUAGCGAGCGGUAUUUGUGACAAUAUUUUAACGUGCGUUGCACGUGCAUGGGAUCCCAAUAAACCCCUUAUUUUCUGCCCGGCAAUGAACACCAGGAUGUGGAAUCAUCCCGUUACUGAACCACAAGUUGCUUUGCUCAAGUCCUGGGGGUACAAGGAAGUCAGCUGCAUCUCAAAAACUCUUAUGUGCGGUGACACCGGAAUGGGCGGAAUGGCGGAAAUAGAUACCAUUGUACAGAUGACGCUACGCUCUCUGAAUCCCUGGGAUCCUUAUUCACCACCCCAUUUAAAACGUUAGCAUUGUUCUUAAAAAAAAAAAAAAAAAUUAAAAAAAAAUGUUGCGCAUGCCAAGAUGUUAUUUAAAAAAAAAAAAAUAAGAAACAAAUAAAAUAAAUUGUGUUCCAA